Ochlerotatus camptorhynchus is the source of this 4618-nucleotide messenger RNA. RefSeq names its product protein fem-1 homolog CG6966. Lineage: Eukaryota; Metazoa; Arthropoda; Insecta; Diptera; Culicidae. The transcript has 8 exons. The record is from RefSeq and is a predicted model, not a curated record. Bases 917 to 2821 code for a protein of 634 amino acids. Gene Ontology annotation, molecular function: protein binding.
GUCGCUCAGUUGCUCGCUCGCAUUCGUUAGGUUCGCAGUGAGAAAACCGAAACAAAGUCACCCCAGAAGGGUUUCGCUUUCCCCGUGUGCAUUAAUAGCAAAAUAGAGUCAGCGCGAUUCUUUGAACCAGAAUCCAAGAACAAAAAGUCUAAAUCUAGCAGUUAGCAUUCAAUUGGAUUUGUUGUUCGCAAAAUUAGUAGUUCGUGAUUCGCGCGUGCAUCGAAGGGCAAUCAAAGGAGGCCCCUCAUCUAUUUGAAUCGGGAAAGAAGUACCCCCCCAGAAGAGGAUUGCUUGGAUCCUUUCGAAGGAUUACACGUAAAAUAGUUACUCUCGCACAAAUUUGGAGAGUAAAUUUUUGGUGCACUUCCGGAACGGUGUGAACUUUGCGCUGAAGAACUUGACCCGCAAAUCGGAGUAAAAGUUUAAGGAAAAUAAUCGACCCACAGCCGAGACCAUCUGUUUGAUCCUGUAUCAGAGUGUGCACAAGAAUUGGUACAAAAUCCGAAAUAGGUGAUUUUUGUGUUUGUUUCCGUCUUCUGCCACGCCUGGGAUGAACGACAGAAAGGGCGCAGAACUAAGAAGAAUGCCAUAGAGAAAGUGUAUAAUGUAACAAAGAAAAAUAAAGGUGCAAAGCUACAAAGUGAUCGAAACGUAGAAUUUUGUGAAACUGUGAAGAAAACAAUAGAAGAAAGAGUGCCGAUUCAGGAAGGAAGAGCUAAAAAUAAAACACCCAAACCGAAAUUAAAAGAGUGUUUCUAGAGAAGCAGAAAGAGUUGUACAACCAAGUGCGAAAGAGAAAAAUCUAGAAUCAAAUUUGGGGCCAGUUUUAUAGAUCGUGCGUCUUGUGAGUGUGUGUGUGUGCAGCGUAUAUUGUGUGGAUUCAAAAGGGGAAGAAUAUUGUGUGUUCAGUUUAUCGAUGCUCGCAACAGCGAUGGAUAACAAAGAGAACGUUUUCAACGGAGCUCGGGACGGCAAUUUGGUUGUACUGAAGCGAUACAUCAGCGGUCGACCACAAAAUGAGAUCGAAAUGUUGGUAACGGCAAAGACAGGUGGCGCCACCCCGCUGCUGAUCGCCUGCCGGAAUGGUCACUUCGAUGUGGUACAGUACCUGAUCAAACGAUGUCACGCCGAUGUCGAACAGCCGGGAUCAGUGAUCUUCGACGGCGAAACGAUAGAGGGUGCUCCGCCCCUGUGGUGCGCCUCAGCCGCCGGCCAUACCAGCAUAGUGAAACUCCUAGUCCAGCACGGUGCCAAAGUGAACAGUACAACCAAAACCAACAGCACACCCCUGCGGGCGGCCUGCUUCGAUGGCCACUAUGAAAUCGUCAAAUACCUAGUAUCACAUGGUGCCGAUAUUGAAGUGGCAAACCGCCACGGUCACACCUGCCUGAUGAUCGCCUGCUACAAGGGACACUACAAAAUUGCACAAUACCUUCUGUCGCUCAAAGCGGACGUGAACCGACGCAGCGUGAAAGGCAACACUGCCCUGCACGAUUGUGCCGAGUCCGGUUCGCUGGAAAUCCUCCAACUGCUCCUGCAGCACGGUGCCACAAUGGAUGUAGAUUCCUACGGAAUGACACCCCUCUUGGCUGCCAGCGUCACAGGACACCUGCCCAUCGUAGAACACCUCAUCAGUCUGCCAUUUGUGAAACGGGACGAUAGAGUAGCGGCCCUCGAACUCCUCGGUGCAACCUACGUAGAUAAGAAACGUGAUAUGCUCGGUGCACUCUCGUUCUGGAAACGUGCCAUGGAAGAUAGAUAUAACAACAGCCCGGUCCUGCCGAAACCAGUGCGCGACCAGGUUCCCGCCUACGACUUCGGCCAGGAAGUGAAUGACCUCAGCGCCCUGGACGAGCUGGUGAUGGACCCGGACGAGAUGCGUAUGCAGGCGCUGCUGAUACGCGAACGGAUACUCGGGCCGGUUCAUCCCGAUACCAGUUACUACAUUCGCUUCCGAGGUGCCGUCUACGCCGACUCAGGUCGUUUCGACCGGUGCAUAGAACUGUGGACGUACGCACUGUCGAUGCAGCAGAACAUCCUGGAACCGCUGAACCCGAUGACGCAAUCCUCCCUACUCUCGUUUGCGGAGCUGUUCAGCUUUAUGCUGGGCGAAGCCGGUCGACCGAUCACCCGCGGACGGAUCGUACCGCCGAUCGAAACCUCCGACAUGUUGAUCAUCUUCAAGAAAUCGAUCCGCGAGGUGCAACUCGGCCAGCGGAUGAUGGAACAGAUGCCAUGCCACGAACGGGACAGUACGGCCCUGAACCGCGCCCUCGUCAUCUCGCUGCAUUUGGCCUGCCUGCUGGCUCGGCUGCUCGACGAGGACGAGGAAAUUUGUUGUGAUAGUAUGAAACACCAGAUUCUGCGUGCUUUCUACGAAUUAGUCAGUUUAAAAAUUGUAGCAAAAUCCGGCCGAACGGCGUUACAUCUCGCGUGCUACAAGGAGGCGGCCCUCGUCGGACGCUAUCCGGCCUGCCAACUGCCAUCGCCACGCCUCGCCAAAGCACUGCUCCAGGUCGGUGCCGAUCCGAACGCACAGGACGAAGCCGGCAACACGCCCCUGCAUUUAGCGGCCCUCACGCGACCCUGCCCGGCCAAUCUGGCACAGACGCUGCUGGAGUACGGGGCGCAUUUGGACACCAAAAACCUAGAUGGGGACACGUUCGAAUCGUUGCUGCAGAACCAACGCCUCCACGAGCUGGUCAACCCGAUCAAGUACACCCGCCUGUCCUGUCUGGCCGCCCGGGUCCUGCAGCGUCACGCCAUCGAAUACCACAACCAGGUGCCCAAGUGUUUGUACGAGUUUAUCGAUUCCCACUAGACCUAGGAGUCGCCCGACGGCGGCGGCAGGACGGUAGCAAUAAUGUGUAUAGGAUAUUGAUCGUUUUAGUUGGACAAAUCCCCAGGCCCGUUCGUGGCUGUACGUAUUUUGUAGCUUCCAGAAAGUUUGGAUAUUUUUUUGGAAUUUAAGGUUAAUGAGAGCGAGAGUGAGUGUAGAGUAGUAAAGAAUUUGACACCUAUUUACAGGUUUUAAGUUUUCGAAAAAGUGCUGACUUAGAUUUGAUGAAUGCUCACUAACUCAAUCACAAUUUUGACACGAUUUUCAUUGAUUAUUACGACCGUCAGCUACCGAUUUGAGCGAGCAAUUCAAAACGGACUAGAGUGAUGAGUUUCAUUUCAGAGUGUAAAGAAUAAACAACUAUUCAGAGCAGGCUUUAGCUCGGCUGCGAGACACACACCCAGGAAGGUUUCAUUUCUUAACUAAUGUGACAGUUCGCUAUUUUGUGAUGAGCUCGCAGUAAAGCUACGAGAAAUGCUACUAUUCAGCUGUUUUUUUUUAGCCUCGGACGUGUCUGAACCCCCUGAAGUGGGUUUCGUUACAAAUGAGAAGAUUUAAGUUUAUUUUUCGUGUUCGCAGUAAGAUUUUUCGUUUAGUUUAUAGAAGCUCCUAAGUUUUCCUAUGCCAACUUUACAUAUGCUUAAGCUUGUGAGAGAAAGAGACGAACAAACGUCGUGAGAAACGUACGGUGAUAGUUAAGGAAGAUAUAGGUUUUAAAGAGAACAACUCCCUGGAAAUUUCAUUUAUUCGCUCAUUGAACUCGUUAUUUUUGUUAGCUUUAUUAUUCUAGUGGAACGAUUCAUACAGUUUCCUACCGUUUACGUUUUAGGUUAGCGCUUAGAAUGUAUUGAAUUUUCAUCUUCAUUUCAUUUUCAAAGUGUUCAGGUAAACAUAGUCUCCCCCGUGUUAUUAAAAUGUAACGAACAAUGUACUAAGCAGCCGGUUUAUCUGCGAAACAUAACUGAAUAUAGAACAAUUUCAUUUAACAGACAAAUAAAAAAAAUGCUCCCUAAUCUUUGAUCCACCCGGGUGGAACUUUAGCUAGAGAAAUAUCAAAAUCAAAUCCUUCACUGCAACAUCAAUCCUAUUCGGUCUUAUAUGUAAACGGUACCGAACAUACAACACCACCUUUAGCUACAUUGUCCCGUGAUAUCGGAGCACCAUCUCGCCAUCACAAUUUACAAACAAACAUCGUUUUAUCGACUACUCUUGGUACUAUAACUUGCUGCUUCUCAAUCUAUAUCGUUGGAUAAUAGUGCUGUGUUGGUGUAAUAACCCGAGAAAAAAAUAAACAGUUGAACGGGCAAUAAAACAGACUUAUAGCGUUUAAAUGAAAGUAGCAAAACUAAACAAUUGUAGUGACAUAUAGACACAAUAAAAAACCAGUAGGAGAAACAACGUUUGCGAAUAUCAACCACACCCCCCGCACACAUACAUACUUCGACAUCCAGUACGUAGCCGUGGAUAGAGAAUUGGACGAAUGAGAAGAAACAAAACAAUCGCCAUUUGCAUAUGUGUUACAGCAAAGGAGAGCAAAGCAGAUAAUAAGUGAACCAUGUUAACAGCAGGCAAUGUAUCAUUUUAACCCGCGUUGACGAAUGUAUAAUAGAAACCUGUAUCCUACCGGAACUGGAAACGGAAAAUAGAAGAUGAAAAUAGGUAUUAGGAAAAUGGAAAAUAAAAAGGAUAAGAGCGAAUAGGAACAACAAAGCUGCAAAAAAGGAACCAGAACGAUUAUUAUUAUUAUGAAAGAUUAUACAGAACGAAAAUUAUUAAAAA